Chanos chanos (milkfish) is the source of this 1842-nucleotide messenger RNA. RefSeq names its product retinol dehydrogenase 13. Bases 748 to 1731 code for a protein of 327 amino acids. The record is from RefSeq and is a predicted model, not a curated record. NCBI's taxonomy places the organism in Eukaryota, Metazoa, Chordata, Actinopteri, Gonorynchiformes, Chanidae. The transcript is spliced from 7 exons.
GGUAGGCUUACACAGUGUAGAUAUUUGCAGAAUUUUAUUCCACCUCAUUUCCUAGCUGGGUCUUAUGCUCCCCUAUAAAACAGGUGUGUGCACUUCGUAACUUGGCAGUUAAAAAUUUAAACUCAAAUCAGAUUUUCUGAGGCUGAUACAUCCGUACAAACCAAACACAGUCAUUAGUUCAUUAUAGUCAGCCAAUGUUGUAAAGCCGAAGAACACGGACAUUUAAAGAAUAAACUUAAGGUGGGAAGCUUGUUUAAAAUAGUAGGCAUAAUAGCCAGCUUUGUUACAAUGCUACUGUGCCCCAUAGAAACUAUCUUCAUUUGCGAAACCUGCAGUCUUGCCGCACUUUAUAGAUGCGUUUUGCGUAUAUUCAUUCGUCAUAGCAAAUUAUUCCAAUUUACGACAUUUUAGUGCAUACAAUUGCAAUGUUUGCCCUUGCACUGGGACUCUUAUUUUGGAACUAUCAGGCGUGUUCAAACUUUAAACUGCCUAUUUGUUUUGUUCCUCGGCACGUAGUCAAAACGCAGUAACUAAGUAUCCGGGCAGGAAGAUGCUUAUAAGUGAUCCGUAGUUUUGAUAUGGUUUUGAUGAGUCAUUCUAACAAAGGCGAGGUUGGUGAGAUGCUGUGGAACGCAUAGUUUUCCAGGAAGAUCGUUUCUAUCGUCACUGGCUGCGAAACCACAUUGAAAGCUUUCGACAGGAGACUUCAUCGUUAGAUAUUGGUCAGUAGUGCUGUGGUCAACUUCCAUGAUGGAGAACAGUUUGAAACAGUUUGCAGAUGAACAUGCCACAGCAAUUGGUGUUACAGCUUUCGUUGGUAUAGGGCUCUACGCGUUUCGUAAAUGGAUGGCCGGUGCAGUGUGCCGAAGCAGAGCGAAACUAGAUGGCAAAACGGUGUUGAUAACCGGAGCAAACACUGGAAUCGGGAAAGAGACGGCUGUGGAUUUGGCAACGAGGGGGGCAAGAGUGAUUCUGGCCUGCAGGGAUAUGGGCAGGGCCAACAGAGCUGCAGUGGAGAUCAGGCAAAGGAGUGGAAAUGGGAAUGUAGUAGUGAAGAAGUUAGAUCUGGCGUCACUGCAGUCCGUCCGGGAUCUGGCCAAAGACAUCCAGGAGAAUGAGGAGAGACUGGACAUCCUCAUCAAUAACGCAGGUAUCAUGUGGUGCCCGAAAUGGACAACAGAGGAUGGAUUUGAAAUGCAAUUUGGAGUGAACCACUUAGGACAUUUCCUGUUAACCAACUGCCUCCUUGAUCUGCUGAAGAAGUCCGCACCCAGCCGGAUAGUCAACGUCUCCAGUCUGGCCCAUGAGAGAGGUCAAAUCUAUUUUGAUGACAUUAACCUGGAGAGAGACUAUGGUCCUCGUAAGAGUUAUGCACAGAGCAAGCUGGCCAAUGUCCUCUUUACCCGUGAGCUUGCAACAAGACUAAAAGGCACUGGUGUGACAGUCUACUGCCUUCAUCCUGGAGUGAUCCGUACUGAACUAUCUCGGCAUGCCUGGGGCAGAAUUUACUUCUGGAUGAAGCCUCUGUUUGCUAUGGUGAUGAUGCUAAUCAAGUCUCCCUGGGAAGGAGCACAGACAACCAUCUUCUGUGCUGUUGAUGAAAGUCUGCAGAACACAAGUGGCCUCUACUAUAGUGACUGUGCUCCUAAAGAACCUGCCCCACAGGCCAAAGACGAGGCUGCCGCACGAAGACUGUGGGACCUUAGUGAGUCUAUGGUGGGAUUGGACUGAAGGGAGAAAGAAGAUUCCUCUCUCCAUCUCUCUCUUUCUCUCUCUCGUACAGACACAAAUGAAAUGCAGAUAAAAUUAUAUGGCUUUGGCUUAAUCAAGUGUCAGAUGCCU